UCCAGCGCUGAGGCGGGGGAGCGGCUGUAGAGGCUGCCCGGACCCGCUGCCCGCCAGGCCGUUGGCUCCCGCUCCGGGCCCGGGGCCACCGGCUGUGGACUUCACCAUGAGCGUCCCCGACUACAUGCAGUGCGCGGAGGACCACCAGACCCUGCUCGUGGUGGUCCAGCCUGUGGGCAUCGUGUCCGAGGAGAACUUCUUCAGGAUCUACAGGAGGAUCUCGUCCGUGAGUCAGGUCAGCGUGCGAGACUCCCAGCGUGUGCUGUACAUCCGCUAUCGGCACCACUACCCGCCCGAGAACAACGAGUGGGGCGACUUCCAGACCCACCGCAAAGCGGUCGGCCUCAUCACCAUCACCGACUGCUUCUCGGCCAAGGACUGGCCGCAGACCUUCGAGAAGUUCCACGUGCAGAAGGAGAUCUACGGCUCCACGCUGUACGACUCCCGGCUCUUUGUCUUCGGGCUGCAGGGGGAGGUGGCAGAGCAGCCGCGCACCGACGUGGCCUUCUACCCCAGCUACGAGGCCUGCGAGACCGUGGAGAAGAGGAUCGAGGACUUCAUCGAGUCGCUCUUCAUUGUCCUUGAGUCCAAGCGGCUGGAUAGAGCCACCGACAAGUCUGGGGACAAGAUCCCCCUCCUCUGCGUCCCCUUCGAGAAAAAGGACUUUGUGGGGCUGGACACAGACAGCAGACAUUAUAAGAAGCGGUGCCAGGGGCGCAUGCGGAAGCACGUGGGGGACCUGUGCCUGCAGGCCGGGAUGCUGCAGGAUGCCUUGGUGCACUACCACAUGGCCGUGGAGCUGCUGCGCUCCGUCAACGACUUCCUGUGGCUUGGAGCUGCCCUGGAAGGACUGUGCUCAGCUUCCGUCAUCUCGCACUAUCCCGGCGGAACUGGUGGUAAGACCGGAGCCCGAAGGCUCCUUGGCAGCUCCCUUCCCGCGGAAGCAGCCAACAGACACCGGCCAGGGGCACAGGAAGUUCUCAUUGAUCCAGGUGCCCUCACCACCAAUGGCAUAAAUCCUGACACCAGCACUGAAAUUGGACGUGCGAAGAACUGUCUUAGCCCUGAAGACAUCAUUGACAGAUACAAAGAGGCCAUUUCCUAUUACAGCAAGUACAAGAACGCCGGGGUGAUCGAGCUGGAGGCGUGUGUCAAAGCUGUGCGCGUCCUCGCCAUUCAGAAGCGGAGCAUGGAGGCCUCGGAGUUCCUGCAGAACGCAGUCUACAUCAACCUCCGGCAGCUUUCAGAAGAAGAAAAAAUCCAGCGCUACAGCAUCCUGUCCGAGCUCUACGAGCUCAUCGGCUUCCACCGCAAGUCGGCCUUCUUCAAACGUGUGGCUGCCAUGCAGUGCGUGGCCCCCAGCAUCUCGGAGCCUGGCUGGAGGGCAUGCUACAAGCUCCUGCUGGAGACGCUGCCCGGCUACAGUCUCUCGCUGGAUCCCAACGACUUCAACAGAGGCACGCACAGGGGCUGGGCUGCCGUCCAGAUGCGUUUGCUGCACGAGCUGGUCUAUGCCUCCCGACGGAUGGGGAACCCUGCUCUGUCCGUGAGGCACCUGUCCUUCCUCCUGCAGACCAUGCUGGACUUCCUGUCCGACCAAGAGAAGAAGGAUGUGACUCAGAGCCUGGAGAACUACACGUCCAAGUGUCCUGGGACCAUGGAGCCCAUCACCCUCCCGGAUGGCCUCACCCUGCCCCCUGUGCCCUUCACCAAGCUCCCCAUUGUCAGGCGUGUGAAGCUGUUGAACCUCCCCGCCAGCCUCCGGCCACAGAAAAUGAAGAGCGCGCUGGGUCAGAAUGUGUCAGCCAAGAGCCCCUUCAUCUACUCACCGAUCAUCGCACACAGCCGCGGGGAAGAGCGCAACAAGAAGAUAGAUUUCCAGUGGGUUCAAGGGGAUGUGUGUGAAGUCCAGCUGAUGGUGUACAACCCCAUGCCGUUUGAGCUGCGAGUGGAGAACAUGGGACUGCUGACCAGUGGAGUGGAGUUCGAGUCGCUCCCUGCGGCGCUCUCCCUUCCGGCCGAGUCUGGUCUGUACCCGGUGACGCUCGUAGGGGUCCCGCAGACGACUGGAACGAUCACCGUGAACGGUUACCACACCACCGUCUUUGGUGUUGUCAGUGACUGCCUGCUGGACCACCUCCCGGGAAUAAAGACCAGCGGCUCUACCGUGGAAGUCAUCCCCGCUUUGCCAAGACUGCAGAUCAGCACCUCCCUGCCCAGAUCGGCACACUCAUUGCAGCCUUCCUCUGGUGACGAGAUAUCUACCAACGUGUCUAUGCAACUGUUCAACGGGGAGACGCAGCAACUCAUCGUCACCUUAGAAAACAUUGGCCUGGAACCCCUGGAGACACUGGAGGUCACCUCCAAACUGCUCCCCACCAAGGAGAAACUGUACGGCGACUUCCUGAGCUGGAAGCUGGAAGAAACCCUCGCCCAGUUCCCCCUGCAGCCUGGGCAGGCGGCCACCUUCACUGUCACCAUCAAAGCGAGCCUGGACUUCUCCUGCCAGGAGGGCCUCCUGCAGGACCUGAGUGACGAUGGGAUCAGCGUGAGCGGCUUCCCCCUGUCCAGCCCCUUCCGACAGGUUGUGAGGCCCCGAGCGGAGGGCAAGCCUGCGAACCCCACUGAAGGCGGCAGAGCCGGGGACCCGGGCCAUGGCCACGGGAAGACCCUGGAAGCCAUCCUGAAUUUCAAGUACUCCGGCGGCCCAGGCCACGUGGAAGGGUACUACAGGAACCUCGCCCUGGGGCUGCACGUGCAGGUGGAGCCAUCCGUGUUCUUCACCCGUGUCAGCACUCUCCCAGCCACCAGCACCCGACAGUGCCACCUGCUCUUGGAUGUCUUCAACUCCACGGAGCAGGAGCUGACGGUUAGUGCCAGGAGCAAUGAGGAGCUCGUCCUGCGUGCCGGCGAGUGCCAGCGAAUGGCUAUUCAAGUGGACAAGUUCAGCUUCGAGAGCGUCCCCGAGUCCCCUGGGGAGAAGGGGCAGUUUGCAAACCCCAGGCAGCUGGCAGAGGAGCGGCAGGAGGCCCGCGGCCUGGAGAUCAGCAGCAGGCUGGACAUCCGCUGGGCGAUCCCCUCCCUGAAGCGCGGCGGCGAGGCCAGCGUGGAGGGCGUGCUGAGCCAGCUGGUCCUGGAGCAGCUGCAGCUGGCGCCUCUGCAGUGGGACGUGCUGCUGGACGGACAGCUGUGCGACUCGGGGGCAGCGGCCUGCCAGGUGGGCGACCCUGUGCGUCUGGAGGUGCGGCUGACCAACCGGAGCCCGUGCAGCGUGGGACCCUUCGCGCUCACCGUGGUCCCGUUCCAGGACCACCAGAACGGCGUCCACAACUACGACCUGCACAGCACCGUCUCCUUCGUGGGCUCCAGCACCUUCCACCUGGACGCGGCGCAGCCCUCGGGCCAGUCCGCCUGCCUCGGGGCGCUCCUCUUCCUCUACACGGGCGACUUCUUCCUCCACAUCCACUUCCAGGAGGACAGCAGGAGCAAGGAGCUGCCGCCAUCCUGGUUCUGCCUGCCCAGCGUGCACGUGCGCGCCCUGGAGGCCCCGGCCUGAGCCGCCCUUGCCCGCCCGCUCCCUGCAGCAGGCAAGGCCUUCCCUGCGACUCCCGUGUCCUCCUCUUGAUCUUCCUCCUCCUCUUCCUCCUCCCCCCACUCCCACAGCCCACAGCUGCUCCAGUGCUGCGCAGGAGCCCCCAGCAGGCGGCCCCGCCCCUUCCCCACCCUGAUGUUCAGGGGCCCCCACUGUAGCUCAUCACACACAGACCCCGCCCAGGCCCAGAGUCCCCUGCACCUGUCCCCACCACCUGCUGGGCAGUCUUCCUCCUUCUCUCCCCUGGCCCUUGGGAUCCCCCGAGGGCCAGUUCUUUCCCAGAUGCCCCAGAGCAGCCCAGGCAGUGGAGGCGUUGUGGAAGGUGGGCGGCUGUCCCCCUGCCCAAGGCGUCUACACCAUGUUCUCCCGCGGGGCUGGACUCUGGGUGCUGGGCCUGUGCGUAUCUAUCUGUGACCAGUUCUCCAAUAAAGGGCCUGCCUCACUCCUCUGAGUCUGCUCGCCCUGCAUGG
This is a messenger RNA of Lepus europaeus (European hare), 4062 nucleotides long. It is a transcript of the gene TRAPPC9, whose product is annotated as trafficking protein particle complex subunit 9. Bases 107 to 3556 code for a protein of 1149 amino acids. Gene Ontology annotation, cellular component: trans-Golgi network. The transcript has 23 exons. Lineage: Eukaryota; Metazoa; Chordata; Mammalia; Lagomorpha; Leporidae. The record is from RefSeq and is a predicted model, not a curated record.